UUAAACAUUCUCUAAAAAAAACAAAACAAAACAAGUAUGUUGCUGUUCCAAACUUUUCACAGUUUCCUUGAUCUUCUCAGUUUUUUUUUCUCGCAGAGUUCAAAUGACUCGAGCCACGGGGUUUUCAUUCAUCCUCUUUAAUCAGCUGCAGCUCCACUAUCAUUUGCUCGGGGAUUGUCUGAAAUUUACGCUCGGCUUCUUCACUCGCACUCUUUAUUCACUUUUUCAUUAUGCUUCAUGUAACAUCCACAUUUAAUCAACCCGGUGGUGACAUGACACGCAAACAACCUUUCUUGCAGCUUUUAUCUGUCAUAUUUUAUUGGUGCAUUUAUUAGCGUCCCUGAGCCCCUCCCUCUUUCCGGGUUAUUUUUUCCCUCUCCCUCUCAAUAAGCCACUGUGACUCAGAGCGUGUUCUUGACCUCUUCAUACGCUCCGGUUAACCAUGUGGCGAAGUAUCUCUGAGUGGAGAGAUGUUUUCAAGCUGAAAGUGUCCACAGAUGUCGGAGCGGUCAUGCGUAAAAGUGGAACGGCACGGAAGACAAAUGUCCACUCUUGUUGUUUCUUCUGACAUCGGUUCUUGGUGAACCGGGUUGCGACGCGUUCAGCUGAGCGGCACCUGGACCAAGAAUGAUUACAACAUGUUCAUGUGUGAGGCUAAGAAGAAGGCAGUUACUGUCACACCUGUCACGCCUGUCACGCCUGUCAUGCCUGUCAUGCCUGGUACUGCUGACUCUGUGCGUCCUGCUCUUCUUUAAGUACAGCUACAUCAUCGAAUCUCUACCUCCUCUGGCAGCUUUAGAUGACAUCCAGAUGUUUCAGAAGUACAACAUCAGCUGCUCAGACAUAUAUGACAUGGACCCGGUGGAGGUGGGUAAAUCUCUGAUCAUCCGCAGGAAACAAGUUGUGGAGGAUGCGGAUGAAAGUCUUGUUAACGUCACGUCGAACUGCCCAUUAUUCAUCAAGUCCAGAGGUUAUGAUGACGUGUGCGUCUCAGAGGAGGAGAGAGACUUCCCUCUCGCUUACUCUAUGGUUGUGCAUAAAUCUGCAUGGAUGGUGGAGAGACUCCUCAAAGUGCUGUACUCACCGGGCAACAUCUACUGUGUUCACUACGAUCAGAAGUCCUCCGCUCAGUUCAUUGCAGCCAUUGAGGGUUUGGCCCGCUGUUUGCCCAAUGUCUUCAUCGCUUCCAAGCGAGAGUCCGUCUACUAUGCGAGCAUCAGUCGACUGAAGGCUGACCUCAACUGUCUGUCCGACCUUUUGGGGUCACAGGUCAAGUGGAAGUAUGUCAUCAACCUCUGCGGCCAAGAUUUCCCCCUCAGGUCCAAUAAGGAGCUGGUGUCAGAGCUGAAGAAGUUGAAUGGUGCAAACAUGCUGGAGUCAAGCCGACCCAGCGAGCAGAAGAAGAAGAGGUUCACCUUCCGCCACGAGCUGAGAGACGCCAGCUUUGAGUAUAAAAAACUGCCCGUGAAAACAGAGCAGAUGAAAACGCCGCCGCCUCAUGGUAUCGAGAUCUUCUCUGGCAAUGCCUAUUUUGUCUUGUCACGGGACUUUGUUGUGCACAUGGACUCCUCAGCUGUGGUGAAGGAUUUUCUAGCCUGGUCAGAGGACACCUACUCUCCCGAUGAGCACUUCUGGGCCACGCUGGUGCGGCUGCCAGGUGUACCCGGGGAGGUGCCCAGAUCCCAGCCCGAUGUCACUGACCUGAAGAGUAAGACCAGGCUGGUGAAGUGGCAUUACCUGGAGGAGAGCCUGUACCCGCCCUGCUCAGGGCAACAUGUUCGCAGCGUUUGUAUUUAUGGCGCCGCAGAAAUGCGUUGGUUACUCAACUACGGUCACUGGUUCGCCAAUAAGUUCGACCCCAAAGUCGACCCCAUCAUCAUUCAGUGCCUGGAGGAGAAGCUGGAGGAGAAUCAAAAGUCAUUCCAAUCAGCAGCAUGUCGUAAGGGUAAACCAACGUAGAGACGAUGUGGAUAGUCAAUUAAUCAUUUAAGUUAUUUUUCCAGGAAAAAACAUCUUCAAUGUGAAAACUUGCUGCUUUUUUCUUGUCUUACAUUCUGGGAAAUUGAUUCUCUAUGAAGUUUGUACUGCUGGUCGAGCAAAACAAAGAUAUCUGAUGAUGUUAUCUUGGGCUCUAAGGGAAGUUUUCAGAGUUUUCUGGUGAUUUAUAACCAAAUAAUUAAUUUAUAAUGAAAAUAAUCAUCAGUUUCAGCUCUACCACAGUGCUGUGUUUAUUAGAGAGAGAUUCUUUCUCACGGACGUUCAUCUUCACUUCAGCCAGUUUCAAACACACUAACACCUGACACCAUUAAAGGACCAGUGGUGUGUGUGUCCACGCAGGUAGUUUUGCUUUUAUAUGGUCCAGGCUUUGAGAUAUUUGCCUCUUAGAUUACUUCCACCAGCAAGUCAGUGAAAGUGAAAGGAAAUGUUAGUGGUCACAGCAAAUUACAAAUAUGUUUUUUUGUAAUUAGGGUGAAUGACUAAAAAGGUUAGGUAAUAAGAUUGUAAUCAGUGGUUAUGUUUGAGACUGAACUCCUUCUGGUGUAUGUGGAAAGAUUUUAAUCAUAAGAGUUUCAAAAUCUGUCAGUGUCAUUUAGAGGUGGUUUCAAAAUACACAACCUUCUGAACUAAUGAUUAAAUGUGACUUUAAAUAAAACUGGUGGUUUGCA
Molecule: messenger RNA, 2666 nt
Organism: Seriola aureovittata
Lineage: Eukaryota; Metazoa; Chordata; Actinopteri; Carangiformes; Carangidae
Product: beta-1,3-galactosyl-O-glycosyl-glycoprotein beta-1,6-N-acetylglucosaminyltransferase 4-like
Exons: 3
Coding region: 628-1959 (443 amino acids)
Cellular component (GO): membrane
Molecular function (GO): acetylglucosaminyltransferase activity
Source: RefSeq, a predicted model, not a curated record